GUUGUUAUCCAAAAAAAAAAAAAACACUUUGCUUUACGAAAAAAAAGCCAUUUCAAAACCAACAUCUGUUACUGUCAAUGUACAGCACCUAAACCACCAGUAUUUAGAGAACGUAAAUGUUUGCAGUAUCUGUCUUGGCCUAAAAUAUUUAAAAAUUCUUUAUCAAUAAAAAAAUCUGCAACAAAAUUUUAUUUAUUUAAUUGAUUUCUAUAAAAUAAAAAAAAACAUGGAUAAUUGGAAUGUUUUAGCAGCACAGACCUCAUCAUCGGCCAUUGGAAGAGAUGACAUUAAUAUACAAUCCAAAGAGAAACUAACAAUUGAGAAAUUGCCGGAUAAAGUUAUACUGCAAAUCUUUUCGUAUCUCUCACACCGUGAAAUAUGCCGUUUGGCAAGAGUGUGUCGUCGCUGGCGCAAAAUUGCCUACGAUACUCAACUAUGGAAGAAUGUAUCGUUAAGACCUGAAAUAUCUGGAUUGCAUGUGGGUUCAUUGGAUUCCUUACUAUCCUUGAUUUCGGUACGUUUUGGCCCUACACUACGCUAUAUCGAACUGCCAAUUGAAUUGAUUACCCACACAGUGCUGCAUGAACUAUCUGCCAAAUGUCCCAACUUGACACAUAUGCUGUUGGAUUUCUCCACUGCCAUGCAACUUCAUGAUUUCAGUGAAAUGCAAGCUUUUCCCACCAAGUUGCGUUACAUGUGCAUUUGCUUAUCGGAAGUCAUCUUUAUGGAAGGUUUUAUGCGUAAAAUUUACAAUUUCAUCAAUGGCCUAGAAGUGCUGCAUUUGAUUGGUACUUAUGAAAAGUGCGAAGAGGAGGAGGAAGAAAUUUACGAAGUCAUCAAUGUUCACAAGUUGAAAUCGGCCACUCCCAAUUUACGUGUCAUCAAUUUGUACGGCAUUAAUUUCAUUGAUGAUUCUCAUAUUGAUGCCUUCAGUUCCAAUUGUAUACAACUGGAAUGUUUGGCUGUUAAUUUCUGCAACAAAGUUACUGGUUCCACUUUGAAAACCUUGAUACAACGUUCAAAACGUUUGACUUGUUUGUUGAUGAAUGGCACCAGUUUGAAAUCUGAGUUCGUUAUGCAGGCCGAUUGGGAUAAAUGCGCUUUACAGGAAUUGGAUAUCACUGCCACAGAUUUGUCCACUGAGUGUUUGGUGGACAUGCUAACACGUAUACCAAAUUUGAAGUUUUUAUCAGCUGGUCAAAUUAAUGGUUUCAAUGAUACAGUUUUAAAACAAUGGAUGGAAUCUGGCAUGACUAGAUCUUUAAUUUCUCUGGAUUUGGAUUCCUCAGAUAAUAUAACGGACGAUGCUUUGCAAAAGUUUUUAACACGUCAUGGCCAACAAUUGGCGGCCUGUUGCCUUUCCGGUAUGCCUCACAUUACCGAUCAAUUGUGGAUGAGUGUUUUGCCGGUUUUAACAAAUGCCAAGAUCAUUGUCAUGGGCACUGCUGAAAAGUUGGGUGUAAAUAUUCAUGUUGAUCAACUCAUGGAUACUAUUGCCUCCAGUUGCGGUAAUUUGGAACGUUUGGAAUUGAGAUGGGAUCCUGAUAAUUUACGUUUUUCGGACAAAAGUCAAAAGGCCAUUGAUUUAUUGCGUGUGAAAUGUUUGAAAUUACGUUGCAUGGUGUUGAGUGAUGGUCGUUAUUAUGAAACAGUUAAGGCGAAUUUUGAACGUGCUGAUCGUGUGACUGUUGUGCGCACCACCACCUGUUGUCGUGUUUCGCCCUAUCAUUUGCUCAGUAAUUAUAAUGAUUUGAUUUUCAAUUAAACAGCCGUAACGAACUUAACUAGAAGGGAAACAUUGUUACCUAAUGACAAUUACAUAUAUAGUGAAAUUAAACGAAUUUAUUGUUGAUUUUUUUCCGUUUUUAAUAAUAAUUCAUGAUUUUUUUAAUAUUUCCAUCCUUAUAUAAUUUACAAUAAUAUGAAUUUACUUGUUUCCGUUA
Messenger RNA from Calliphora vicina (urban bluebottle blowfly), 1943 nucleotides. RefSeq names its product F-box/LRR-repeat protein FipoQ (gene FipoQ). Gene Ontology annotation, biological process: positive regulation of protein ubiquitination. NCBI's taxonomy places the organism in Eukaryota, Metazoa, Arthropoda, Insecta, Diptera, Calliphoridae. The coding region runs from base 227 to 1765 and encodes 512 amino acids. The transcript is spliced from 7 exons. Gene Ontology annotation, molecular function: protein binding. The record is from RefSeq and is a predicted model, not a curated record.